Ilex paraguariensis (yerba mate) is the source of this 1464-nucleotide messenger RNA. The record is from the annotation of a GenBank genome assembly. Lineage: Eukaryota; Viridiplantae; Streptophyta; Magnoliopsida; Aquifoliales; Aquifoliaceae.
AUGGACAAAACGAAGAAUAAAGAAGUUAUUCGCUUGGAGCGCGAAUCCGUCAUUCCAAUCCUAAAGCCUAAGCUCAUCAUGACCUUAGCCAAUCUCAUUGAACAUACUUCUGACCGGAGUGAAUUUUUAAAGCUCUGUAAGAGAGUCGAGUACACUAUUCGGGCCUGGUAUCUUCUACAAUUCGAGGAUCUAAUGCAAUUGUGCUCCCUCUUUGAUCCUGUCCAUGGGGCUCAGAAGUUGGAGAGUCAGAAUCUGUCUUCAGAAGAAGUUGACAUACUUGAACAUAAUUUCCUGACAUACUUAUUUCAGGUAAUGGACAAGAGCAAUUUCAAGAUGGCCAGUAAUGAUGAGAUUGAUGUCGCACUUUCAGCACAGUAUCUUCUAAAUCUUCCUAUCUCAGUUGAUGAAUCUAAGCUUGACAAGAAACUUUUGAAGAGGUAUUUUGCCGAGCAUCCUCAGGAAAAUCUUCCAGACUUUGUUGAUAAGUAUGUAAUCUUUCGACGAGGCAUUGGGCUUGAUCAGACAACUGACUACUUUUUCCUGGAGAAAGUGGACAUGAUCAUUGCACGUUUAUGGGCAUGGAUUUUGAGAAAGACUAGGCUAGAAAGAGUGUUUUUGAGAAAGUCAAGUGCACAGCCCAAGAAAGAUCCAAAAAAGGAUGAUGAAGUUGGCACCGAAGCACAGCAGGAUGCCUUAUAUGUUGAACGGAUCCGCAUUGAAAAUAUGGAACUGAGUUUACGCAAUUUGCUGAGCAAGAUCACAAUCCAAGAACCUACAUUCGAUAGGAUAAUUGUUGUGUACAGGCGAGCGAGUACCCAGACAAAAAUGGACCGAGGAGUUUAUGUGAGGCAUUUCAAAAACAUCCCAAUGGGUGAUUUGGAAAUAGUCCUGCCAGAAAAGAAAAACCCAAGUUUAACUCCAAUGGAUUGGGUCAAAUUCUUCAUCUCUGCUAUAGUUGGCCUGGUAGCUGUGGUAGGUUCACUUGACGUGCCUAAAGCUGAUGUUUGGGUCAUUUUUGUGAUCCUCUCCACGGUGAUUGGUUACUGUGCUAAGACAUACUUCACGUUUCAGCAAAAUAUGGCUACAUAUCAGAACUUAAUCACACAGUCCAUGUAUGACAAACAACUGGAUAGUGGAAGGGGCACUCUUCUUCACUUAUGCGAUGACGUGAUUCAGCAAGAAGUAAAGGAGGUGAUAAUAUCAUUUUUCAUAUUGAUGGAACAGGGCAAAGCUACUUUACAGGAUCUUGACCUACGGUGUGAGGAACUUAUAAAAGAAGAGUUUGGUGAGAGCUGCAACUUUGAUGUGGACGAUGCAGUCCAAAAGUUAGAAAAGUUAGGCAUUGUUGCUAGAGAUGCAAUUGGAAGGUACUACUGUGUAAGUCUCAGGCAAGCUAAUGAGAUCAUUGGCACCACCACGGAGGAGCUUGUACUCAAAGCAAAACAGGGUGCUGGUCCCUCUUAA